AUGAAGGGCGGUGGUGGAUGGUCCCCCUGUCUUAGAGCCCUGGGUGGACAAAGGGGCUUCCAGAAAGACAGGAGCAGGAUGGCCAGUGGAAAUGGGCUUCCCUCGUCCUCCACCCUGGUGGCCAAGCGCCCCUCCGCCCUGGGACCGUUUCCCAGAUACAUCUGGAUUCACCAGGACACCCCCCAAGACAGCCUAGACAAGGCCUGCCAUGAGAUCUGGAAGAGGGUUCAGGGCCUGCCCGAGGCCUUGCAGCCCUCGACCUUGAAGGAGCAGCGCUCUGCCCCCCUGGCCGGAACUCCAACAGACAACGGGCUCAGCUUCCAAGAAGAAGCUCUGGAGUUCAGCAGUGGCAAAGACGAGAUCUCCCUGCUGGUGGAGCAGGAGUUCUUGAACCUGACCAAAGAGCACCUCAUCCUGGUCACAGAAAGCGCGAGGGAGCUGGAAGCCCCCGGCAGCUCUCCGGAGGGGCCUGGACAGCCAGCGCCCUGCCUCCUCACGCCUCCUCUGGUGGCAGGCAGCAGGGAGCCUCCGCAAGCCUCUGCCAUUGCCGGCGACAAGCUUCUGGAGCCCAAGGUGGCCAUGUCCAUUUUCGGCAGCAGGCAGGACUGCGAUUCUGCCAUGACUACGGUCACGGGCAUCCUACGUGCUGCCAAAGUCAAGCGUGCCAAGGGGACAGAUGACGGGGACCACAACCUGGGUGCCUCCAACUCGGAGAUCAGCAAGCUCCUGGCCCAGUUCCCCCUGAAGUCCAAAGAAACAUCCAAGGCCCCCGACAACAAGGUGAUGCUGGAGGAGACCCGUGUCAUCAAGGAUUUCCUGCAGAACAGCAUGUUCAGUGGCCCCCUACCCAGGGAACCCACGGGGCUCCGCCCGUUCCUGCUGCCGCCACCCUCGCCGCCUCCUGCGCCCACCGACAAGCUCCUCGAGCUCCCUGUUCAGAAGAGGCAGCUCCCAGUGUUUGCCAAGAUCUGCUCCAAGCCUGAGGCGGACCCCAACUUGGAGGGGCACCACUUAAUGGAACGGAGCUCAGGCACCAAGGAGCCAGCCAAGGGUCGAGAGAGCCUCUUUCUCAGCCGGUGGCCCCCGAGCCAGAAGGACACCUGUGGCGAGGAGGGCUGCAGUGAGCCCGUGGGCUCCAUGUCCGUGGCCCUGCCAGCCAAGAAGUCUGCGUGGCCCACUGAGAAGAAGACUCUGCUCUACGAGUUCCUGGGGGCCGCCAAGAGCCCAGGCGGGCCCCUGAGGCUGCGCAGCAGAGAGGCGGACGGGCUGGAGCUGAAAUUUAACCCACCUGUGACAACGGCAGACAAGAACAACCUCAAGUACACAGGGAACGUCUACCCCCCACGCUUUGCCACCACCAUGACCUCAGCGUCCCUGAACCAGCCACUCUGGCUGAACGUGAACUACCCACCUCCGCCAGCGUUCACCAAUCACUCCACCUUCCCACAGUAUCAGGGCCUGUACCCACAGCGGGCAGCCAGGAUGCCCUAUCAGCAGACCCUGCACCCCCAGCUGGGGUGUUACCCCCGACAGGUGACGCCGUACAACCCACUGCAGAUGGGACAGCAGAUUUUCCGCUCUUCCUACACCCCUCUGCUGAGCUACAUCCCCUUCGUCCAGCCCAACUAUCCGUACCCUCAGAGGACACCUCCGAAGCUGUCCACCAACCCCAGAGACCCUUCCCCCAUGGCAGGAGAUGGGCCGCAGUUCCUGUUCCCCCCGCCAUACGGGUUCGGCUCGUCGUCAGGUGGGCCCCUGCUGAACAGCCCCUAUUUCCCCUCCAGUGGGAAUGGCAUCAAUUUUUAG
Molossus molossus (Pallas's mastiff bat) is the source of this 1806-nucleotide messenger RNA. RefSeq names its product chromosome unknown C1orf94 homolog (gene CUNH1orf94). The transcript has 7 exons. NCBI's taxonomy places the organism in Eukaryota, Metazoa, Chordata, Mammalia, Chiroptera, Molossidae. The record is from RefSeq and is a predicted model, not a curated record. Bases 1 to 1806 code for a protein of 601 amino acids.